UGUGUUAGUGGAGAAAAAAGAAGAACAAACUGAAAAGUUAGAGAAAAACCCCAACUCAGAAAAACCAUCGCAGAGAUUUGGAGAGAAACUAGAAUCAGUGAUUCGAAUCAGUUGAUGGCGAGCUCGAAUUAUCGGUCGGAUAAAUUCGCCUUGACUCCGAGGAGCGCCGCGACCGGUUUGCUGUCCUCCCCGAAUUCCGGUUCGGCUAGGGUUUUGAAAACCCCUUUGAGCGAUGAAGCCAUAUGGAAACGCCUCAAAGAAGCAGGCUUCGAUGAAGAGUCCAUCAAACGCAGAGACAAGUCCGCACUUAUAGCCUAUAUUGCUAAAGUAGAAGCUGAGUUAUAUGAGCACCAGCAUCACAUGGGUCUUCUUAUCUUGGAAAGAAAGGAGUGGCUUUCAAAGUAUGAGGAAGCUCAAUCUAUGGCUGAUUCAGCUGAGCUGAAAUUCAACCGUGAACGAGCUUCUCAUGUCUCUGACUUGGCUGAUGCCAAAAAGCGCGAAGAUGGUCUCAAGAAAGCUCUUGGCAUUGAGAAAGAAUGCGUUAAAAAUAUUGAGAAGACAUUGCAUGAGAUGCGUGCCGAAUAUGCAGAGGUGAAGGUGGCAGGUGAAAGCAAAUUUGUUGAGGCAAGGAGUAUGGUCGAAGAUGCUCUUAAGAAGUUGACUGAGGCUGAGGAAAAAACACGUGCAGCGGAGUCUUUAGAAGCAGAAGCCAGCCGAUAUCACCGUACGGCUGAAAGAAAGUUGCAUGAAGUUGAAGAACGUGAAGAUGACUUAAGAAGACGAAUUAUGUCAUCUAAAGCGGAUUUUGAAGCUAAAGAGAAAGAGAUUCAACUGGAGAGACAAUCAUUAUCGGAAAGGCAAAAAGUCUUACAGCAUACCCAAGAAACCAUAUUGGAUGGGCAAGCUCUGCUUAACAGCAGGGAAGAGCAUAUUUUUAAUAGAAAUCAAGAGUUGAAGAGAUUUGAGAAGGAGUUAGAGGAUUUAAAGAUCAGCAUUGAUAAAGAACGUAUCGCCCUGAACGAAGAAAAACUAGUUCUGGAGCUGAAAGCAAGUUCUUUGUCAGUGAGAGAGGAGGCUGUUAUAAAAAGGGAAUGUGAUCUCUUCAAGAAGGAGGAACAGGCACUUCUGCUUCAAGCUAAAGUUACAAGCAAAGAAUCUGAUAAUGCUCAACGAGUGAUUUCUAAUCACGAAGCAAUUUUGGCAAUGAAGAACUCUGCUUUCGAGGCAGAAGCGGAAAUGAAGCGCAAAUCUCUGGAAGAUGAAUUAGAUGCCAAGAGACGUGAUUGGGAGUUGAGAGAAUUAGACAUUAAGCAAAAGGAGGAUUUAAUCUUAGAAAGAGAACGUGACCUGAAUGUUGAGUCGGAACUUCUUAAAGAAAAAACGAAGGAAGUGGAAGAAGCAUCACGUUUUGUUAAAGAGAAAGAAAAGAACCUUUUGGCUGCAGAAGAAGAGUUGGAGGUGAAGAAAAAGUCUCUCGAACAAGAGAAAGAAGAGAUCCACCAGAAGAAGCUCGACCUUAAGAAAUUUUCCGACCUGUUGGAGGAGAAGAAAAAGCAUAUCAGUGAUGCAGAAGAGAAAAUGGAAGAAAUGAAGAGAGAAACAAAUGAAUUGUUGGCACUUGAAUUGAGACUUAAAGAAGAGAUUGAUAUUAUUAGUGCACAGAAGCAGGAACUUGAGGCUGAGGCAGAACGCUUGAAAGCAGAGAAGGCACAAUUCGAAGCUGAGUGGGAGUUAAUUGAUGAGAAAAGAGAGGAGCUGGAAAAAGAAGCAGGGCGUAUUGCCGAGGAGAGGUCAACCGUCUCUAAGUAUCUAAAGGAAGAGCGCGAGAGCUUGAAAGAGGAGAAGAAUGCUAUGAGGGAGCAAUAUAAACGUGAUCUCCAAUUACUUUCCCGUGAUCGAGAAACUUUCAUGACUGAAUUCGAGAGCGAACGCACUGAGUGGUUCAGUAGGAUUCAGAAGGAACGUGAAGAUUUCUUGCUUGAUAUCGAGACACGGAAAAAGGAGUUGGAUGACUGCAUGGAGAAGAGACGUGAAGAAGUGGAGAAUUAUCUCAGAGAAAGAGAGAACGAAUGGGAGGAAAGAAAAGAAAAGGAACUUCAGCAUAUGACUUCUCUCAAAGAGAGAGUUGAAAAGGAACUAGAAGGUUUGAAAUCUGAAAUGAAGAUACUUUAUUCUGAAAGAACAGAGAAGAUAAUUCUGGACCGUGAAAAGAGGGCCCACGAAUGCGCCGAGUUGAAUAUGUCGAUAGAGGAAUUGAAGGUGCAGAGAGAGAAACUGGAGAAACAAAGGGAGUCACUACGAGCUGACCGGGAGGAGAUUCUUUCUCAGAUCGAAACUUUGAGAAAAUUGGAGGAUCUAAAAGAUAGAUUGGAUUCCAUUACUGUGCAUGAGAUGCACCAAGCUAACAUGCGGUCAAACAAUUUGAAGUUGUCUGCUAAAAAAAUUGUGAAUCGAGAAAACGAAUUAGUUUCGGAUCAAAAUGGAAAUAUUAACAAUGGUUUUGGACAUAAUGCAAUUGGUACAGUAGAGUUGGACAAGUUGUCUUCUCCCCUCUCUGCUCCUUUCUCGUGGCUCAAACGAUGUGCUGAUACACUUCUUGAGCAAAGACAGAGUAACAAAAAAAGGAGGAGAGAAAAAGACGUGACAACGCAUGGAUCAGAAAAUUCUACCCCAAGCUCGACACAGAAGUACUCUAAUGCAUCGAAGAUUGAGCACACGGUUACACAAUUCAAUCAAACUCCAGAUGGUGGAGAGACCACUGUAUAUAUAGAUAAAAUCAUCACAAUUCAAGAAGUUACAACGGUUGAUGUUGAAAGAAUCACAGGGGACAAUGAGGAAGCUGAAUUCCAGCAUAAGGAUGAAAAACUGGAGAACAAUGGUGACGUGGAAUUAGAGAUCAAUGGAAAGCUGUGAAGGAUCAGAUGGAUGAACUUCUAAGCUGUCAGUUUUUCUCUUGAGUAGUUACGGAAAAAGUAAUGCGUAGUGGUGGUUUUGGUGAGCAUGUAGGAUAAUAGUGCUUUAUAUAGGUUGUGGAGUGAGUAUUUCUUUUUCUUUUUUUCUCGUAGGUCGAAAUGUAUAAAUGAACCGGGCUAACAUAUACAAGUUAUUAGUAAGAUGCGUUGAUAUAACGGCGAUGAGUGUGGUGUAGAUGUAUGGAUUAGCAGUAGUACUUGUGUGAUGGUCGAUGGUGGAUUUCCCGUUUUCUCGUAUUAUAUUGUGUAUUUUGAGCGAGUAUUUGUUGGUUUGUUAACGUAAUGAUUAAAUUCGGCAUACAUGUUUUUACUUCAUUAAGGUAGUUGUUUGAGCUC
Molecule: messenger RNA, 3308 nt
Organism: Erythranthe guttata (spotted monkey flower)
Lineage: Eukaryota; Viridiplantae; Streptophyta; Magnoliopsida; Lamiales; Phrymaceae
Source: RefSeq, a predicted model, not a curated record